Molecule: messenger RNA, 1823 nt
Organism: Lotus japonicus
Lineage: Eukaryota; Viridiplantae; Streptophyta; Magnoliopsida; Fabales; Fabaceae
Product: probable glycerol-3-phosphate acyltransferase 2
Exons: 2
Coding region: 100-1602 (500 amino acids)
Biological process (GO): cutin biosynthetic process
Cellular component (GO): membrane
Molecular function (GO): phosphatase activity; glycerol-3-phosphate 2-O-acyltransferase activity
Source: RefSeq, a predicted model, not a curated record
ACUAAUGUUUCAAAAAGAUAAAUGCUCAACCCAUCUCCUUAAAGAAUUUCCAAGGCGCCUGAGACAACAAAGUUAAAAUCCCCUUCCUCUUGUCACAAAAUGAAUUACUCUAGCUGCAGCAAGAUGAAAAAUGUUCCCCUUGGCCACAAAACAUCACUACUUGCAAACAAGACACUAGUAUUUGAUUUUGAGGGUGUUCUCUUAAGAUCCACUUCACUUUUCCCUUACUUCAUGCUGGUUGCUUUUGAAGCUGGUGGUUUACUAAGAUCCUUAAUUUUGUUCCUUUCAUACCCUUUGGUGUGGCUGGUGGGUGAGGAUCAACUAGGCUUGAAAAUCAUGGUUUUCUUGUCCUUUUUUGGUAUAAAAAUGGACACAUUCAGAAUAGGAUCAGCUGUUCUGCCAAAAUUCUUCUUAGAAGAUGUGGGAUGGGAAGGCUUUGAAGCUGUGAGGUGUUGUGAGAGAAAAGUUGCAUCAAGUAAGUUGCCAAGGAUCAUGGUUGAAGGUUUCUUGAAUGACUACAUAGGGGUUGAGGCUGUUAUAGCUAGAGACAUAAAGUCCUUCAAUGGGUACUUUCUGGGGUUGUUUGAGAAUAAGAAAGCAAGUAAAAGCAAAACUCAUUCACCUGAGGCUAAAGAGGGCAAUGACAUCAAGUACAUUGACCAAGAAGUUUUCCCCUAUUUCCAGAAAUUUUGCUUAACUUUGAGCUCUGAUGAGAGGAGAAAUUGGCUUGUUCUUCCUAGAGAGAGGUACCCUAAGCCAUUGAUCUUCCAUGAUGGAAGAUUAGCUUUCAGACCAACCCUUCCAUCUUCUCUAGCUUUCUUCAUGUGGUUACCCCUUGGACUCUUUCUUUCCAUCUUCAGAUUUAUAUUCGGUACUGCAUUACCCUUCAAUUUGUCAGCUCCAAUAUUAGCAUUCUCAGGGACAAGAACCACUCUUUCAAGAGAGCAUGAACAUGGCUCUUUUUCUUUGACCCAAAAAGAUGAAGAAAACCAAAAGGGCAUGCUCUAUGUGUGCAAUCACAGAACCUUACUUGACCCACUUUACAUUGCAUAUGUUUUGGACAAACCUCUCUCUGCAGUCACAUACAGCUUGAGCAGAUUCAAUGAGCUAGUUGCCCCAAUCAGAACCAUAAGACUAACAAGAGACAGAGAGAAAGACAGAGAAACAAUGGAGAAAUUGCUGAGACAAGGUAACCUUGUGGUUUGUCCUGAGGGAACAACUUGCAGGGAACCUUAUUUGUUAAGGUUUAGUCCCUUGUUUGCUGAACUCACAGAUGAUAUUGUUCCUGUUGCUGUGGAUGUGAAAGUUAGCAUGUUCUAUGGAACAACAGCUAGUGGCCAUAAAUGUUUGGACCCUGUUUUUCACCUCAUGAACCCAAAUCCUAGUUACUUUGUUAAAAUCCUCAAGAGAUUACCACCAUCACAGACAUGUAAUGAAGGUGGGAGAACCAGGAUUGAGGUUGCUAAUUAUGUGCAACAUGAGAUUGGGAAUGCGUUGGGAUUUGCCUGCACCAGUUUGACCAGGAAAGACAAGUACAUGGUCUUGGCAGGUAACGAGGGUGUCAAUCAGAAACAUGGAGGUUCAUUCCAUAGCUGCCAGUAGCUAGCUAUAAAGCUUUACUUUCUGCUUCCCAGUUCCCCCUUUAGAUGCAUCUUCUUACUUUCGUUUGAAAUAAAAGUGAUUAAUUGUAUGUUUGGAUUAACUUAUUUUUCUUCCGAAUCAGUGUGGAACAUAAGAACUAUGCUUUUCCUCAAAAUUGAUUUGGCUUUAGAAUCAAUUAUUGAAGAAUUUUUACAUAUAUAAUAAUAUUUCUAUUUCUGUUA